CCCCAGCUGGAUGGAUGCCCUAGGCUCAGAUGGGGCCCCUGGGAGGCAUCCGCCCCCUCCACCCCCAUAAAAGGCCCCCAUCACACCCGGCUCAGUGUCCAGUCUGCGAUUACCAUGGCCCGCUUGGUGGUUCUGCUCCUUUUGGGGGCUGCGGUGUGUGCGGCGCAGCCCCGCGGCCGGAUCCUGGGCGGCCAGGAGGCCGAGGCCCACGCGCGGCCCUACAUGGCGUCGGUGCAGGUGGACGGCAGACACCUGUGCGGCGGCGUCCUGGUGGCUCCACAGUGGGUGCUGAGCGCCGCGCACUGCCUGGAGGAGGCGGACGGCAAGGUGCAGGUGCUGCUGGGCGCGCACUCCUUGUCACAGCCCGAGCCCUCCAAGCGCCUGUACGACGUGACUCGCUCAGUGCCCCACCCGGACAGCAGUCCCGACACCAUCGAUCACGACCUCCUCCUGCUUCAGCUGUCUGAGAAGGCGGUGCUGGGCCCGCGCGUGCGCCCUCUGCCCCUGCAGCGCCAGGACCGCGACGUGGCGCCCGGGACUCUCUGCGAUGUGGCCGGUUGGGGCGUCGUCAGUCACACGGGUCGCCGACCCGACCGCCUGCAGCACGUGCGCCUGCCGGUGCUAGACCGGGCCACCUGUAACCUGCGCCAGUACCACGACGGCACCAUCACCGAACGCAUGAUGUGCGCGGAGAGCAACCGGCGUGACAGCUGCAAGGGUGACUCUGGCGGCCCGCUGGUGUGCGGGGGCGUGCUCGAGGGCGUGGUCACCUCGGGAUCCCGGGUGUGUGGCAACCGCAGGAAGCCGGGGAUCUACACGCGCGUAGCCAGCUACACAGCUUGGAUCGACAGCGUGCUGGGUGCAGCGGCCUGAGCGGGACUGCAGUAACGAGCCCAGGAGCCAUAAUAAAUGCUUCCAGAGCUGUCUGGGUUGCCUAACUACA
Molecule: messenger RNA, 943 nt
Organism: Cavia porcellus (domestic guinea pig)
Lineage: Eukaryota; Metazoa; Chordata; Mammalia; Rodentia; Caviidae
Gene: Cfd
Product: complement factor D
Exons: 5
Coding region: 115-873 (252 amino acids)
Biological process (GO): proteolysis
Molecular function (GO): serine-type endopeptidase activity
Source: RefSeq, a predicted model, not a curated record